Messenger RNA from Rhizophagus irregularis DAOM 181602=DAOM 197198, 2831 nucleotides. RefSeq lists its product as uncharacterized. Gene Ontology annotation, molecular function: serine-type endopeptidase activity; protein binding. Lineage: Eukaryota; Fungi; Glomeromycota; Glomeromycetes; Glomerales; Glomeraceae. The record is from RefSeq and is a predicted model, not a curated record. Gene Ontology annotation, biological process: proteolysis.
AUGAGCAAAACUUGGGAGAAUAUUUUAGAAAAGUCUAUAAAAGCUAUUGUAUCUAUCAAAGUAAAUCGUGUGAGAAACUUUGAUACCGCAAAAUCCGUUGAAUGUUCGGCCACGGGAUUUAUCGUUGAUAAAGAAAGAGGAAUUAUUUUAUCAAAUCGUCAUGUUUUAUCAGCAGCACCUAUUAUCGCUCAAGCUAUAUUUAGAAAUUACGAAGAAGUGGAAUUACAACCAAUUUAUCGUGAUCCAGUUCAUGAUUUUGGAUUUUUUAGAUUUGAUCCAUCCAAGAUUAAGUUUAUGGAUCUAGUACAGAUCCCUCUUUGUCCAGAAAAAGCAAAAAUUGGAAUAGAAAUAAAAGUUGUUGGAAAUGAUAACGGUGAAACUUUGUCAAUUUUAUCUGGAACUCUAGCAAGACUUGAUAGAAGAGCCCCGAUGUAUGGUACUGGUAAUUAUAAUGAUUUUAAUACCUUUUAUUUGCAAGCAGCAUCUGGAUCUAGUGGAGGAUCGUCAGGAAGUCCAGUUCUUGAUAUUGAGGGUAAUGCUGUUGCCCUCAAUGCUGGUGGUACAAAAAAAGCAUCGUCUAGUUUUUAUCUUCCUUUGAAUAGAGUAAAAAGAGCUCUCAAAUACAUUCAAGAAGGAAAGGAGGUUCCUCGUGGAACUCUUCAAACCGAAUUUGAGUAUAAACCUUAUGAUGAACUUCGACAUUUGGGUCUUAAAUCAAGUAUUGAACAAGAAAUUCGAGAAAAAUUUCCUGAUGAUACUGGAUUAUUGGUUGUUCGUACUGUUUUACUAAAGGGACCAGCUGAUGGUUUACUUAUACCUGGUGAUAUUAUCAUUCGUGCAAAUAAAAAUAUGAUAACCAAUUUCACACAAUUAUUUUCAAUAAUUGAUGAUUCAGUUGGAGAAGAUAUCGAAUUAACAAUAUGUCGCGGAAAAGAGCAACUUGAUGUUAAGUUGAAAAUUCAAGAUCUUCAUUCCAUAACACCAAAUCGAUUUGUUGAAAUUGGUGGUGGUAUAGUUAAUGAGCUUUCAUAUCAAAUAGCACAUUCUUAUUCAUGGUCUGUUGGAGGUCCGUAUAUAGCUGAUAGUGGUUAUAUGUUUAGUACUGCUGCAGCUUGGCGUAUGAGUAUUAUUACUAGCGUUAAUAAUAUCCCUACACCAAAUUUGGAUGAAUUUAUUGAGGCCAUGAAAACUCUACCAGAUGGUGCAAAAGUACCAAUAAAUUUUUAUCAUAUGUCCAAUGUCAAUAAAGAAAAAACUUCAAUUUUGCAUAUGGAUAGACAUUGGCACAAAUUUAAAAUAGCUGUUCGGGAUGACACUACUGGAUUAUGGAAUUAUGAGGAAGUGCCUCCUCCCCAAUCUAUUCAUUCAUAUGAUCCUACAACAGCACAGGUUCAAAUUUUGGAUGAGUCAUUACAGCCUGCAGGAAAAAUUUGGUCUUCAUUUGUUACAAUUAGUUUCCGUUUACCAUAUAAUGUUAAUGGGAUAAGAACUACACAUUCUUAUGGUGCGGGAGUGAUAGUAUCCAUCGAGCCACCUUUAAUUAUAUGUGAUCGAUAUACUGUACCAACAAGCAUCGGUGAUAUUUUUAUCACUUUCGCUAAUAGUAUUAUUAUACCCGGAAAAGUAAUAUAUCUUCACCCGUUAUAUAAUUAUGCUAUUCUCACAUAUGAUAAGACAUUAUUAGGAGAAACUCCUGUCAAAGCAAUUGAAUUAAGUGAUAAGGAAUUAGUACAAGGUGAUUCUGUUUAUUUAGUAGGAAUUUGUGGCGAUAAUUCACCUGCAGUAAAGAAAACUACUGUGAAACGUAUAGCGAAUAUUGAAACAGUGAAAUGUUUCCCUACAAGAUGGAGAGCUAUGAAUGUUGAAGAAAUUAGAUUGGAUGAUGUUGUAGAAUCACUAGGUGGUGUAUUAUGUGAUAAUGAUGGAAAAGUACAAGGGUUAUGGUUAGUUUAUUCAUUACAAAACAAUAAGCAACAAAACAUCGCAUAUAAGAAAGGAUUUUCAAUAUCUUUAGUAAAACCAACUAUAAAUUCUCUUAAACUUGGUGAAAUUCCAAAAUUAUAUUGUCUUGAUGUUGAAUUUUUUAUAAUUAAAUUAUCAAAAGCAAAAUAUUAUGGUUUAUCAGAUGAAUGGGUUAAAAAAGUUGAAUCCAUACCAAAUUCUAAAUAUAGUUUAUUGCGUGUUUUAAAUAUACUUGAUUCAACAAGUCCUUCAGGAAAAUUGUUAAAAGUAGGAGAUAUUGUUUUGAAAAUAAAUGAUAAUAUGAUAACAAAAAUGUCUGAUUUAUCCAUGGCUUAUCAUUAUUCGGAAGAAGUCGAUAUGUUAAUAUUACGUAGUGGAAAAGAAAUAAAUAUUAAAGUGAAAACAACACCAUGUUAUGGAAAAGAGACAACGAAGAUUAUAGGAUGGUCAGGUGCAAUUAUACAAGAACCAUAUAAAGCGGCAUUAGAACAAAUUAAAAUUGUACCAACGGGUGUAUAUAUAUCAUAUAGAUUUAGUGGUUCGCCAGCAUUAAAAUUAAAACUAGGGGUUUGGAUUGUUGAAAUACAAGGAAGAAAAGUGAGUGAUAUAGAUUCAUUUUUAGAAGCUAUAUAUGCACAUGAAAAAGAAAUUAAAGAAAACCCCGAAGAGAAUAAUGAUGGAUAUGUAAGAAUUAAAACUAUUGGUGAUACAAAUGUUACAAAGGUUGUAACUAUGAAGUUAGACCCACAUUAUUGGGGUAUUUGGCAGUUAGUUGUUGAUAAAGAUGAAUUAACGGGAUGGAAGUAUAUAGAAGGAUAAAUUAUUUUUAAAUUUAUUUAUUAUUCUUUUUCUUCGAUAUUUUUGAUUAU